UCUAUGAUUCUCAUUGAAACUAGAAAAUAAAGAGAUAAAUACGUAAAACUUUCUCUUCCUCCUAUCUUUCUCUCCGAUUCCUAUCAUAUUCUUGGGAAUCGGGAACGCAUCGACCAUAAGUCGCAGACAAAAAGAGGAAGAGAUCAAAGAAAAAAAAUAUAUAUAUAUUAAAUACCAAACAAAAAAGGCAAAAUGAUGGGCAAAGUAGUUGUAUCGUCUUUUUCUCUCAUUCUUGUAGUGGGGGUGGUGAUUGGGGUGGUAGCUGUGGUUCAGCGCGGCCACGAAGAUGGUGCUCAAAUAUCUUCUUCAACAAAAAACGUAGCUCAAAUAUGUCAACCAACAGAUUACAAAAAAGCAUGUGAGCAAAGUCUUAGCAAUGUAAAUAAUACUCAGGACCCUAAAGAAUUUUUAAAAGCAGCCAUUUUAGCUACGGAAGAAGCUGCAAAGAAAUCUUUCAAUUUGUCUUCAGAUUUACUCGUAAAAGCCAGUUCAUCUGAUAAUGACACAAGAAUGUCCCUGGAAGAUUGCAAAGAGUUACUAGACGACGCCGUUCAAGAGCUUCAGGCCUCUUUUUCGGAAGUGGGUGAAAAUCAACAACAUACAACGAAACGACGAGUAGCUGAGCUACAAAAUUGGCUAAGUGCUGUCAUUUCUUACCAACAGACUUGCUUGGAUCAGUUUGGAGAUCCAAAUAGUCAAUACAAAACCGAAAUGGAAGAAGGUAUGGUUGACGCAGGACAGCUCACAAGUAAUGCAUUAGCCAUUGUUGAUGCAUUUUCUGACAUUUUAUCUACAAUGGGUCUAAAGGUUAAUUUUGGCGGUAGUAAUGAUACUUCUCGCAAGCUUCUUUCAGUCGACGAAGAUGGGUAUCCUAGCUGGUUAAGUGCGAGUCGCCGGAGACUUCUGGCAGUAGAUCUUGCUACUCUUAAACCUAAUGUGACUGUGGCUGCAGAUGGCAGUGGUGAUGUUAAAACUGUAACUGAAGGUAUUGCCAAAAUCCCUCCGAAGAAUGUUGAUCCCUUUUAUAUCUAUGUUAAGGCUGGAACCUAUAAGGAGUAUCCUACUGUAGAAAAGAAAAUGAACAAUGUGUUUAUGUAUGGCGAUGGCCCUCUCAAGACUAUUAUCACAGGAGACCAUAGCAAUAAAACUGGCUACAAAACCAUGAGAUCUGCCACAUUUGCGGCUCUUGGGGAGGGAUUCACUGCAAAGUCCAUAGCAUUCGAAAACACUGCCGGUCCUGAAGGUCAUCAAGCUGUGGCACUUCGAGUCCAGGCAGAUAUGGCAGCAUUUUUCGACUGUAAGAUGGAUGGCUAUCAAGACACAUUGUACAUCCAAACCCAUCGCCAAUUCUACAGCAAAUGCAGCGUUUCAGGAACAAUAGAUUUCAUAUUCGGCGACGCCUCUUGUAUAAUUCAGCAAUCAGACAUUGUUGUCAGGAAGCCAAUGCCUAAUCAACUAAACACAGUCACUGCACAUGGAAGAGCCGACAAGCACGAAACUACAGGAUUAGUGUUUCAAGAUUGUAGAAUUAUAGCAGAAGAUAAGCUAUUGCCUGAAGCUACCGUCGUUAAGUCGUAUAUGGGAAGGCCCUGGAGGGCAUAUUCUAGAACAGUAGUAAUGGAAUCAGAAAUAACGAAUGUGAUUCAACCUGAAGGGUGGCUACCAUGGACGGGGGAUCAGUAUCUUGAUACUUUGGAGUACUUAGAGUAUGCAAAUAAAGGAGACGGAGCUAAUACUGAUAAAAGAGUAAAUUGGAAGGGCUUUAGAAUCAUCACUGACAAAAAAGAAGCUCAACAAUUUACGGUUGAGCCUUUCUUACAAGGAACUGAUUGGCUUAAUAAGAUAGGAGAACCCUACAUUGCUGGGUUGGUAAAUUAAUUAAUUAAUUAAUUAAUUUGUGUCUUUUUGUUGUUAGCUGUUAAUAUUUGAGACCUAUAGAGUUCAUAUACUCGGAAAAUUGAAAAUGCCCAAACUCAAUUUCUUUUUUGCUUUUA
This is a messenger RNA of Jatropha curcas, 1994 nucleotides long. RefSeq names its product pectinesterase. The record is from RefSeq and is a predicted model, not a curated record. Gene Ontology annotation, molecular function: enzyme inhibitor activity; pectinesterase activity. Gene Ontology annotation, biological process: cell wall modification. NCBI's taxonomy places the organism in Eukaryota, Viridiplantae, Streptophyta, Magnoliopsida, Malpighiales, Euphorbiaceae.